UCGGCAGUUCGGGCGUCACGAAUCUUGGGGUAGGCAGGCGCCCAUGGCCAUGGCUCGCGGAGGCGUUGCUUGCCGCCUCGUCUUUUCCUCUGCGUUUCUGGCUCUCACCGUUGCAGCACCGCCCACGCAUUUGCUUGCGGUGAUGGGUUCAAUCCCGGCUUUCUUUUCUGCCUUUUUUUUCUUUCUUCUUUUGUUUCUUCCCCUUCCUCCCCCCAUGUUCCUCUGCGUUCGUUUGUUUUCGAAAAGAGAGCGCGUGUGGUAUGGCUGCCGAAUUCCUUUCGGCGGCUCCCUUGCCGCAUAUAUAAGGAAGCGAGGAAUUUUUUCCGGGGCAGACUGGCCAAAUCUUUCCGCUCACUUUGGAGGAGGAGGAGGGGCACCGCCGAUGGAUUGGUCCUUCGCCACCAGGGCCGGCGCCACGCCGGCGGUCAUGUCUUUCAGGUCGGCGGCCCGGGAGGAACAGGGGGAGCCCGCGUUCCCCCAAUUCUCCUCCUUCGAUGGCGCUAACAAGCAGCAGUCCUCUCGUGUCCUGACGCCACAGAGAUCAUUUGGUGCCGAGAGCCACGGCAGCCCGCAGUACGCCGCUGUCCGUGGUGCUUAUGCCGGACAGCCUCCGGCGCAGCAGCAUCAACAUCAGCAGCAUGUUCUUAAUGCUGCUAGAGUGGUUCCUGUGUCGUCGUUCAAUCCUAACAAUCAGGUGUUCAGGGUCCAGAGUUCGCCUAACCUACCGAAUGGCGUCGUUGGUAGUGGUACGUUCAAGCAGCCACCUUUCGCAAUGAGUAAUGCGGUCGCUGCUUCUACCGUUGGCGUGUAUAGAUCAAGGGACACGCCAAAGCCGAAGACGGCGCAAUUAACUAUCUUUUAUGCUGGCUCUGUCAAUGUAUUCAACAACGUCUCAGCAGAGAAGGCUCAGGAACUUAUGUUUUUAGCUAGCAGAGGAUCUCUUCCAAGUGCACCCAGUGCUGUUGCUCGCAGUCCAGAUGCAACUUUUUUCUCUCCGGCUAAAGUCGUGGCACAUGAGGUUUCACCUCCAAAGCAGAUGCAACUUCAGAAACUACAGCAUGUUUCGCCUCCUGUGUCAGGUGUUUCCAAACCGAUCUGUGCAGCAUCUCAAGCUGCAUGUCUCUCCAAGAGCGCCUCUAGUUCCAACAUCGACUCCACAGUGCCAAAAUCUUCAAGUCCAUUGGCUGUGCUUCCCAUAAGUCAAUCACCGUCAACUCACCCCGUGACACUAGCCGCUACCACUGCUGCAGCUAUUAUGCCAAGAGCUGUUCCUCAAGCUCGGAAGGCAUCCCUUGCCCGGUUCUUGGAGAAACGGAAAGAAAGAGUGACAACUGCUGCGCCGUAUCCAUCAGCAAAGAGCCCGAUGGAGAGCAGUGACACGGUCGGGAGCGCCAACGACAACAGCAAGUCAUCAUGCACAGACAUUGCCUUCUCAAGCAACGCCGACGAUUCACUGUGUUUAGGCCGGCCCAGGAACAUCAGCUUUAGUGGGCAGUCCCCAAGUACAAGACUACAGAUCUGAUCUGAUCAUCUUCCGAUGUCCAUAGAUUCGGCGAUGCUGACUAACGCAAAGCCGUAAAAACUUUUGCACUCAGGCGAGGAGGGCUCAAGAGAAAGACAUGAUACAUGUUAUUGAUCCUGUUCUUAUUAUUGUUUAUGAUGUAUUUUCCUUGGCUAGCUCACCGUAAUGCUGGUCUAGAUGGUGUAAACCCACCCAACUAACAAGAGAGCUGUCAGUUGCAGACCCUUGAUUGUUAAUUUUUUUUUUUGGCCAUUGCACCAUUGUAUUGCAGAAAGAAAUAUGUUAAUUUAGCAGUAUCAAACUAUAGGCUUACAUUUGUACUGUACUUCUAUUUUCUUUAUGAACUUACAAAGCUGCAGAAUGCAAGAGCUCAUGUUGCAUACUUCGUUUUA
Molecule: messenger RNA, 1914 nt
Organism: Brachypodium distachyon (stiff brome)
Lineage: Eukaryota; Viridiplantae; Streptophyta; Magnoliopsida; Poales; Poaceae
Product: protein TIFY 6b
Exons: 7
Coding region: 44-1522 (492 amino acids)
Biological process (GO): response to wounding; regulation of jasmonic acid mediated signaling pathway; regulation of defense response
Cellular component (GO): nucleus
Source: RefSeq, a predicted model, not a curated record